AUGGCCCCUACUGGAACAGAAAGCUCUCUCUUGUUUUCAACGCGCGACUUGUGGCAGAACUCCAUGGAACUUGUCAUUCGAAAUGUCGUCUCCAUCCAUUUCUGUCACACUAUGUCCUUUGACGGGCAGCCUGCUCGUUCCGGCGAGGCAACAGGAUUCGUCGUGGACGCUCAGGGAGGUCUCAUCUUGACGAACAGACACGUUGUGGGAGCCGGUCCUUUCUGGGGAUCCGUAUUAUUCGAAAGCCACGAGGAGGUUGACGUGUACCCUGUGUAUCGCGAUCCCGUACAUGACUUUGCUUUCUUACGAUUCGAUCCCAAGGCGGUCAAGCAUACUGACCUCGGCGGGCUCCAGCUUCGCCCAGACCUUGCGGCAGUGGGCCUUGAAGUUCGAGUCGUCGGCAACGAUGCCGGGGAAAAAGUCAGCAUUCUGUCUGCCUGUAUCAGCCGCCUCGAUCGCAAUGCACCUAGUUGCUGUCGAUCUUGUGAUUCCAGUGACCUCAACACCUGCUACCUUCAGGCGAAUGCAUCGGCUAGCGGUGGUAGCUCUGGCAGUCCCGUCGUCAAUAUUGAUGGUUAUGUGGUAGCCCUACUAGCCGCCGUAAAACAGGCCGGCAGUGCAUCCACUGCCUUUUUUCUCCCCCUUGACCGACCGCUCCGAGCAUUGCAACACCUCCAGAGAGGUCAAUUCGUUCCGAGGGGCGAUCUACAAUCUCGAUUCCUUCUCAAAGCUUUUGAAGAGUGCAAGCAUCUUGGUCUCACUGACGCCUGGGAGGCAGUCGUGCGACAAAAGUGUCCAGACGAGAACAGUUUACUCGUUGCAGAAGCUAUCUUGCCAAAUGGGCCUGCCGAUCAAAAGAUUGAGGAGGGCGACAUUAUCAUGGGGAUCAACGGAGAAAUCGUUACCAAGUUCGAUCAGCUCAACGACAUCCUCGACUCGAGUGUGCAUAAUCUUAUCCGUCUACAGCUUCAACGAGGAGGCGAGGUUAUUGAGGUUGACGUUGAAGUUGGAGACCUACAUGCGAUUACUCCCGAUCGCUUCAUAUCCGUCUCUGGUGCCAUAUUCCAUACCAUAUCCUACCAAAAAGCUUACGCCUACGCUAUCGCCUGCCAAGGAGUUUUCAUCUCUCAUGCUGCCAAAGCUUCGAGCUUCUUCGAAGUCGGCAGCAACUGCAUAGUCCACAGCGUGGACAACAAGGAAGUUCCAGACUUAGAGACCUUUGGCAAGGUGAUGGAAGGCAUCCCGGAUAGAUCGCGGGUGAUUGUCUCGUACAAGCAUCUUACCGACUUGCACACUCUCCACUUCCGAGAUAUUCGCAUCGAUAGGCAUUGGUUCCCCGAAAUGAAACUAGGGGUGAGAAACGAUCAGACCGGACGAUGGGACUUCGUCAAGCUAGCCGAUCCUCUCCCUCCAACCGCCUCCGUCUCUGGUUCCGCACAAUUCACCAAGCUCGAGAAUCUGGAGUCGAAGUUCCCGGCUGCUGCUGGCGUGCUGCAGAGCCUCGUCCACGUGGAAUUUACCACACCUAUUCGGCUGGACGGUUAUCCGUUUUUCAGGGGUUGGACUAUGGGGCUGGUCAUUGACGCUGGUAAAGGCCUGCUUAUUGCCUCGAGAGCUCGUGCGCCAUUUGACCUAUGCGACGUGAUGGUCACUAUCGCCCAUUCAACUACUAUCCCUGGCAAAAUUUGCUUCCUUCACCCCUUGGAGAACUACGUCAUUAUCCAGUACGACCCCGAUCUUGUUGAUGCCCCUGUCAAAAGUGCUACUCUAAGCGCGGAGCGACUUAUGCCUGGCUGUUCCGUCAAUUUCAUUGGUUGCGAUCUGCUUCGACAGUUCGUGCAUACUUCGACAGCGGUAACCGCAGUGACACCUAGGACAAUACGGACUGCCGACGGCAUUCCAAGAUACCGGACACCCAAUUUUGAUGAGGUCAUUAUUGAGACGAAGCUAAACUCGAACUACCGCGCUGGUGUGCUUGUUUCAGACGAUGGGGUCAUCCGGGCCCUCUUUUUCUCCUAUCUGGGGGGAGAUAGCCAGAGUAAUGACUUCCAUCUUUUGGGGCUCGCUACAUCUACUUUACUCCCUGUCAUAUCCCAAAUUCAAGGAGGCAUUACUCCGUCUCUCAGAAUGUUGCCUGUCCAGUUCAGUUCCAUUUCAUUGGAUAGGGCUAAGCCGAGAGGCUUAUCUGACGAGUGGAUUGAUAAGAUUACGAGAGCUAACCAGACGCGCGUCUUCAUGGUCAGUCGACAGACGUUGGAACGAAGCAGACAAACUCCUUCGCUAUUGGAAGGAGACCUUCUUCUCACUUUAAAUGGGAAAAUAAUGGUUGAGACCACUGACCUGAACGUCAUGUACUCCCAUGAGGUUCUUGACGCUGUCGUUGUCCGCAACGGCCAAGAACAUCGAAUCAAGGCUAAUACAAUCACUACCGAUGAUGUAGAGACCGAUCACGCCGUUUCCUUCUGUGGCGCCACAUUACAACGACCAUACCUUCCUGUGAGACAAAAGCUCAGCGAGCUACACAGCGAGGUCUAUGUCACAUUCCAUGACUUAGGCUCACCUGCGAGCCGAUUCAAUCUUGAGCCCACUUACUUCAUCACCCAUGUUGAUGGUAACCCGACGCCAGAUCUGAAAGCAUUUCUUGAGAUCGCCAAGAAAAUCCCAGACAACACCUAUUUCCGCUUGAAGGUCGUCACUUCCGACAAUGUCCGGAUGGUGGUCCCCAUGAAGAAGAACGAGCAUGAUUUCCCAUUGAAGGAAUGGACCAAGGAUUCCUCUGGGUGGAAGACGGAGACGUUCAGAAUUUAGGUCCUUAGCGAAGUCCCGGCAGGUGAUUUUGUAGAUGUUGUUCUUGUUGUUCUUGUUGUUCUUGUUGUUCUUGUUGUUCUUGUUGUUCUUGUUGUUCUUGUUGUUCUUGUUGUUGUCGUCGUAGGAGAUCAAGUCCGGCAACAUGAAUGCGUGGUGCUUGUAUAAGGAUGCUUGGGGCCGUAAGCCGCUGCCGGGCCAUAUCACUUUGGAGACAAAGACAAAAAGUGACAGCGCUCAUGUUGUGGUACAGGCAAAAGGCGAGUGUUCAUAACGCCGUCAACGUCAAUAUAUAAGAAAGGAUCACUAGAAUUGGCUUGCACCGUGAAGAAGA
This is a messenger RNA of Colletotrichum godetiae, 3139 nucleotides long. RefSeq lists its product as uncharacterized. The coding region runs from base 1 to 2808 and encodes 935 amino acids. Gene Ontology annotation, molecular function: protein binding; serine-type endopeptidase activity. Gene Ontology annotation, biological process: proteolysis. NCBI's taxonomy places the organism in Eukaryota, Fungi, Ascomycota, Sordariomycetes, Glomerellales, Glomerellaceae. The record is from RefSeq and is a predicted model, not a curated record. The transcript has 4 exons.